AGUGUUUUUUUUGUGUUUAUAUUUACAUUUUUAGAUUUAUACCGCUACAGUAAUCUCAACUAUUUGUCAAAAUGUUGUUCACAAUGUAAGAGUGCUACAAUUGCUCACAAAUCUAAUGAUCUAAUUCUAAAAUCUAGUCUAACUAGUUUUUUAUUCUUUCACUGAUGAGUGCAUUUACCUGAUGUUGGUGAUGGUUGCUGAAGACCUUGCAAAUAGGGGGUGAUAUGUAUAGUACUAUUGUUUCUUUUUCUUUUUUUCUCUCUUUUGUUAUUUUCAGAGGGAGAUGUUGAAUGCUUUUCAGAAUACAUGGAACUUUGGGUCCACAGAGCGAGAAUAGAGGGACUUAGACUGUGGCUCUCAGGCAGGAUGAGAAUUCAGGUCAGUCUAGCUUCUCUGGAGCUACUGAACCAGCAGCUGUCUGCAUGUGGAUUUGCACUUCACAAAGAUCUGGACAAGAACUACAUCUUCAGAGUUAUGUACAGUGGUUGCUUUGUACAACUUCAGCAUGGUAGCUAUGUAAUUGAGCUCAAUUUGCUGAAGAGAAUUCAGCGUUUUGGGGGGAGAUCACAUCACUAUGUCAUGAAGUGCCCAACACUGACAUCUCCACCAAACAGAGAACACAUUCAGUGUGAUCCAGAUGUUAUACAGGUGACCAGGCAGGUUCCACUGGACAGCUGGAAUAAAGAGCUUGAAUGGUCUCUUGCUCUGAGAGGAAAUCUUGUGGUUGCUGUGGAGGACGCAAGUCUUAUACGAGUGAACGUUGAGCUCAGACAAUCAAACAUCACCGUUCAGGGCCGAAGAAGAGAAAUCCUCAGACCUGUUUUGGUAAUGGAAACCAAAGGUGACUUCCUACCUCUCAAACUGGUCAGUGGACAUUAUGCAUACAGCAUGGAAGCUACUUGCCCAGAUGUGUCCAGGUCUGUAACUGAGAUGACAGUGCUGCAUAUCUUCAAACGGCGCAUGGGCUUGACGAAGAGAGGAGGGUAUGAGAACGAGACCCUGUCCAUCAGCAGUGUGGCGGUGAACCAGACAGACAAGUUCACCUGGUCUGAGAACAGUGAGUUUGUUCAGCUGGUCAUUCCUACCUCAGUCAUACAGCACAACAAGAGCUGCACGGGGGGUGUAGGUGAGGAACUCCUGCAGCCUUUCUUCAGGGUAGAUGUGGUACUUUCCUUUAAAGAGACCAACCACAAAAUGCAUUGGACCAUGGAAAAUACACUUCCAUGCAUGAGGUCUUCCAGCCCCUCGUUUUUGGAACCACAGCGUUCCUCCACGUUGGAAUCCCCCUUGCCAGUUUUCCCAACACAGUCACUCUUUAUCGUAGACCUUCAUUCAAAGCCCUUAACUCCUGCCCCGUCAUUCACAGAGACCCUCCUCAAGGAGGUGCCGUCUCUUACAACAGCUCCAGGUCAAACAAUUGCCACAUCCGCAAUGUCUGUCACCUCUCAGUUUCACCUUAACCAAGAACCUGCUUCCACAAUAGCAGCAAAACGUACAGAAAACCAAAGUUUUGAUGUGAAAAGCGGCACAACGUUGAAGACCAGCCAGGCUUUCACAAGUAAACAGCAACCCAACACCAAUGUCACCGUGGUGUCCUCAUCACCAGUAGGGGCUGAAAACACUGACAAGGCACAGACCAUGAAUCAAACAUCAGCAGGAACAGGUCAGACCCUGGACAAGACAUUGAGUCAACAAUAUGACCCACAAGUCCCAUCCUCAACAAUGAUCCAUCAGUCUCUCCAGGAGUUCUCAGCUUCUGAGGAACAAGCAGGACACUUUGAGGUAGUUUUAACAACCCCGGCAAUAACUGUGAAAAGAAACAUUGCUGUCACAUCAAGAACGACACAUAACAAGACAACUGCCUUUACCGACACGUCAUCACUGGAAUAUAUGCAAAAAACUCAUGGGCCAAGAUACACACUCCAGAUGGACGAACAAAGUUCAAAUAUUUUGUCGGCUCACACAAAUCCUGUCAACCAAGAGCCAGACAAAUCCAUUAGUAAAUCUCCACAGACUAUUACUGAGGCUAGUACUUCUGAAGAAGCACCCACCAAUGCGUUCAGGUAUGUGUCACAACCAGUGAUCAUCGGUGCGACACAAAGACAGCAUGAAACAAUGAUGUCAUCGGCUCAGACCACAGACCCAACAAGGAAGUCCAUCACAGAUUUGCUAUCUACUUUACAAUUUCAGUCCUCAACAGUAUCUCAUCAAAGUACACAGGUUUUUCCUUCCUCUGCAUUUACUACGGAAAAAGUACAAACCUCUGAGGCAGUCUCACCAACUCUAGCCUCUCAUACUCCACAGACUGAGCUCAGGAAAGGGACAUCCAGCACUGCUUCCCCGCAUGUCCCAGGGACAUAUCUCCCCAACAUCACCAAGCUAAUCCUGCAAGUCACGGCACCCUCAGAUCAGUCAACUACACCCACUCGCCCACCUGCAGAGCAACUGCAUCCUGACAGCUCAACCCCUGAAUCCCCUAAAACUCUUGUUCCGUCACAUUCUUCUGUGACCAGAGAACCUGAUGUAAGACCCACAGACAUCAGUGAAAUCCUGCACACAAGUACACUUGCAGGCAACACCGCCCCUUUGAAUACAGACACACAGUAUGACAGGAUUGUAGAGAAAGAAAGAAGUACAGUCCCACCAUUUAGUCAGCUUACAACCCUUGACCGCAGCAUGCACCACAGGUCAGAAAUGACCACAGAGGGUCUAUUGUAUGGGAACACAGGGCAGGCAAAGGACACUAACACAAUGGGCACACAACAGUGGACCUCUCCAGUGGAACAUCAGAGUCUCACAUCUCCCCAAGUCUACUAUACUCGGAGACCUGCUCUGACAGCAGUGCAAUUGUCGGAUGAUCAAAGCUCAGGUAAAACCACAAGCACAUCAACAGUGAUCAGCAAAGCCUUCGUCAGUGAACAGGUUCCCUCUUCAAAGGCUCCUGUGACUCACCACCAACCGUAUGUGUUGCAAACAAAGACUAUGGAUUCCAGUCAGACACAAGCAACAUCAGCACCAGCCCAGACACCUAACAUGACCUGGAGCUCUCAUUCAUUGCAAGUGACGAACCAUUCAUCUUCAGCAAACAUCCCUAAACCACAACGCUGGGCCCUGUCUACACCUUCACAACCUGAGGAAAAGGAGGUACUCAUUGAGACAGUACCAACUGCCCCAAGCAAUCUCACUGCACAGGCUGAGAUCUCCAUCAAUGCCAGGGCAUCUAGCACUGUCCCUCUGUUAAGCCCACAGCCUUUGAAAGGUAAUGUCACAGACAAACCAGCGGUGGCAAAUAACCUCACAGCAGUCACAGAAAAGCCAGUUGCUCAUAUAAACAUCUCCGUCCCGAUAUCCCAGUUUCACCCUUAAGAUAAACAGUAGCUCAAAAUAUCAAGCAGGCCACUGCUCUGAAACAAAGCAGAAACGCAAAACACAUACACAUAGACAAAAAAAAAAGGAAAAAAAAACACGACCUGACCUCAGAACAGCAACAACAGAGGCAAAAGGUUCUCCUCACUGCUGCCAUCACAGAUGAGUGGGUGGCAACAGUCGCCACGGUGAUGGCUGAGUAUGACAGUGAGCAUAAGCAUGGCUAUGCCUCUCUACUAACCACUGCCUGGGGGCAGACAUUCACCAAAGAGAUUGGGGCCAUCAGCUCAGUGAAUAUGUCUCCGUACAGCAUGUCGGCACAUGAAACAGAUUCAGGGCACCUUGCACAGAGCAGCUCAUGUUUGCCUGAUGCCUGUGUGGCACCCACAAGAGGCUUGGCUGAACACAGCACAAAGGUUAUUUUGUAGAAUUUGUUGUGCAAUGGUUUAUUAAAAGGUUAUUUGUACGAUCUGUGG
Molecule: messenger RNA, 3842 nt
Organism: Clupea harengus (Atlantic herring)
Lineage: Eukaryota; Metazoa; Chordata; Actinopteri; Clupeiformes; Clupeidae
Gene: ciroz
Product: ciliated left-right organizer protein containing ZP-N domains
Source: RefSeq, a predicted model, not a curated record